AAAAACACCUCCAAUUCCCACAAUGCGUUGUUCAUGGCUUUCAUUCAUGCUUCUCCUCCUCUUUAUGUUCUCCUUCAAUGGCGUCUCCGGUGGCAGACACCGGAAACAACACCACUCUGCCGCCAUUGUUGUCGGAACUGUCUACUGUGACACCUGCUUCCGGCAAGAACUCUCCAAAUCCACCCACUUCAUUUCAGGGGCCACGGUGGCGGUGGAAUGCGGCGGCGAUGGGUUAAAAAGUUUCCGGCAAGAAGUGAAGACGAAUGAGAAAGGUGAGUUUGAAGCCAAACUACCAGUUUCCGUCGGAAAACAUGUCGAUAGAAUCAAGAAGUGUUCGAUUAAACUGGUUAGUAGCAGCGAGCCGUACUGUGCAGUGGCGGCCACCGCCACCUCGUCGGAGAUUCGAUUCAAGUCCAAGAAGGCCGGGAAACAUGUUUUCUCAGCUGGGUUUUUUACGUUCAAGCCGGAAUUGUGUAGUCAGAAAGAUGUCAUCGGUAAAGGGUUUCCACCGGCGCUUCCUGAUCCGGCAACACCGUUCUUGCCGCCGAUCGGUGAAGGGAUUCUACCUCCUCUUCCGGUGCCGGACUUGCCAGUUCCGCCGCUAGUUCCUCCGGUACCACGGAUCCCCGGAAUUCCAAUUCCACCCGUUACCCGCCAAAAACCAUCGGAAUCUGAUAACUUUUCCGAUCAAAAGACGUUUGGGUUUCCAUUUCCUCCAAACCCAUUCCAACCGCCGACGCUGCCACCAUUGCCAUUCGUGCCAUCGCCACCAUCACUGUUUCCACCGCUCCCAUUCCAGCCAUCACCACCGUCGUUGAUUCCGCCUCUCAUUCCAUCACCACCUCCGGCAUCACUGUUUCCACCAUUAAUCCCCUUUCCACCUCUACCAGGUGUGAUUCCAUCACCACCACCGCCACCACCGCCGGCAUUUCCGAUUCCUCUCCCCCCACUACCUCCGGUACCGAGAAUCCCAAUCCCACCGGCGUCUAAUCAUCCUUAGAUUAAAAAACAACAACAAACUUUUCCAUAAAAAUCUUUUUAAUAAAAACAUUUUGAUAAAAUGAAUUCUAUACUUGUACAAGUCCAACAUCAUUUAUUUUUUUUAUCAAAUAAUACGUUAAAAAGAUUUUUAUGGAUAAAUUUAAAAUUAUGUAACGUUAUUAUUGUAUAUUCCAUAGUAAUAAUUUUUUGUAUAACGUUGUCAUAUAUUACUGUAUUUUUUUUGGAUGAUUUUGGGUAUUCUGAACCAGAUUAUACGGAUCGACUGAUCUCCAGAUGAUCAUAAAUCAAUAGGAAUAAGUGGUAUUAUGUUGUUGUAUGAAUAAAUUUGAUAAUGUAAGAGGGUUGGGAAGUUUAUUUAUAUUAAGAGUUUAUGAAUUUUGGAUUUUGUAUUUAUUAGAAGGGUAAUUGUGCAAUGCAACGAGAUAUAUAUUUCGAUUUCA
Messenger RNA from Cynara cardunculus var. scolymus (artichoke), 1442 nucleotides. Its product is annotated as U1 small nuclear ribonucleoprotein C. The record is from RefSeq and is a predicted model, not a curated record. Lineage: Eukaryota; Viridiplantae; Streptophyta; Magnoliopsida; Asterales; Asteraceae. The transcript is spliced from 2 exons. The coding region runs from base 23 to 1000 and encodes 325 amino acids.